Rhizopus microsporus ATCC 52813 is the source of this 1661-nucleotide messenger RNA. RefSeq names its product glycoside hydrolase. Gene Ontology annotation, cellular component: extracellular region. The record is from RefSeq and is a predicted model, not a curated record. Gene Ontology annotation, molecular function: chitinase activity. The transcript has 3 exons. Bases 141 to 1532 code for a protein of 463 amino acids. Gene Ontology annotation, biological process: carbohydrate metabolic process. Lineage: Eukaryota; Fungi; Mucoromycota; Mucoromycetes; Mucorales; Rhizopodaceae.
AAUGUUUUCUGUACUGAAACAAAGACAGACUAGAAAGUAUCGCAUUCCUUAUACAACACGUAAAAAAGCAUUCCUUUCUAUUUGCUUUGAUAUAAUAGAGAUCAUCCUCUCUUUUUUUAUUAUAUUUGUUUAACCACAGAAUGUAUUUCGCGCUACUAUUAUUACCAUUUGUCAUCUUUGUUAUCAAAUUAGCAUCAGCGACUCCUUCUCAUUCUGAAUUCAGUCCAAUAAAAUCAAGAAAUGUUCUGGACAGGAGCGAUAAUGUCGUCCUCUACUGGGGACAAGGAGACUUUGGAGAGAGACGGUUAUCAUAUUAUUGCGAUCAAGAAGGAGUCAGUAUUGUCAUUCUCAGUUUCAUCACCGAUUAUAUUGGAGGACCCAGAAAGUCACCGAUCAUCAAUUUGGCAGAUAAUUGUAACGAUGUUGAGAACUGUGUUGAGACUGCCCAAGAUAUAAAGUAUUGCCAAAGCAAGGGAGUCAAGGUGCUCAUCUCUGUGGGAGGAGCCGCAGGAUCGUAUCAUAAGCAGUCGUGGGACCCUGAUCUGUUCGCAUGGUGGUUAUGGAACAAAUUUUUGGGUGGUGAUGAUCGUACAGUGCCAAGACCCUUUGGUGAUGCUGUCCUGGACGGUAUUGAUUAUGAUCCCGAAGAAACUACAGGCAAAGGAUACGAUAGACAUAUUCAUACACUUCGUCAGCUAAUCCAAACACAAUAUCCUCCUCACCAAUACCUCAUUACAGCUGCGCCCCAGUGUUCAGAUUUAGAUUAUUAUCCAAAGAAUGCACAAUACAAUAUCCUUCAUCCCUCGCCUCAAUAUGAUGCCUAUCCAGAUAUGGUGUUUGUACAGUUUUAUAAUAACGACUGUUCAGCAGCAGCCCAUAAGCCACGAGGACUCUCUGAUUUUAAUUUUGACGCCUGGAAUAAAUGGGCACAAGAAGCGACCAAGGGGCGUACUAAAGUUCUUUUGGGAGUCUUGGGUAGAGACAAUCGUAUGGACAAGGGAUAUGUGAGUUAUGACAAGCUGACGAUGAUUUUGGACGACAUCAAGAGCCGGUCCCAGUUUGGAGGUGUGAUGAUAUGGGAUGCAGGAUACGCUUACGCCAACAAGGUACCUUACUUUAACAACCUUGCAUAUGGUCAGGCCACUGCAAAAUAUCUUCGACAGUUGGCGACUAACAGUAAACCUGGAGCGAAACUAAUUGAAACUAUCGACAUGGCACUUCAAGAAAACCAAAUGCCGAUUAUGAUACCCGUACGUCAUGAUGCUAGAUUACCGUGCAAAGGACAACCGAUGAUGCUACUUAAAACAGUGAGUACAAGGAUACUUGCACAGAGUUUUGGCGCAUCACCCGAAAUACUAGCCGAACGAUUCGAAACACUUGGUGUCUCUGGUGAUGAACCACUUUAUCCAGGUUCACGUAUCUGUUUGACAGUCUCAGACGGUGACAUGAUCUCACUUGGAUACAUUUAUAGCUUUGAGCAACCGACAGACAAUAAGAACACAUUGUCUAAUUAUCAGUAUUAUUUCCAAUAAGGAGUCAUUUGAGAGAGAGAAAGUUGGGGGAUUUAUGCAUGCAUUUUGUUUUAUAACUCCUGAAUUAUUACAGCAGGGAAUAACUUUAAGUUUUUUACCCUUUAUUUUGAUGUCAAAGAAACUAUUAUU